AUGCCGGGUGCAUAUAAAGGGGAGUGUGGGGACAAUGUGGAUCCCAUGCCGUUCCUGGUUCCCUCAGAGAAGGAGCGACUGGAUGCUAUGAAUAAACCAUACGACAUCAAGCGCUCCUGCUGGAUCAAAGAUGAGAAGGAGGCUUUCAUUGCUGGGGAGAUUCAGUCUGAAGAUGGGGACAAAGUCACCAUCAAGACCACCAAGAACACUACUGUGACUAUGAAGAAGGAUGAUGUACAGCAGAUGAACCCUCCUAAGUUCUACCAAGCCAGCGACAUGGCCGACCUCACUUUCCUCAACGAGGCCAGCGUCUUGGAAAACCUGCGCAGCCGAUACGUCAGCAUGAGGAUCUAUACCUACUCGGGCCUCUUCUGUGUGACGAUCAACCCAUACAAAUGGCUGCCCAUCUAUGGCGCUAAAGUGGCCCAGCUAUACAAAGGGAAGAAACGCAGCGAAGUUCCUCCUCACCUCUUCUCCAUCUCUGACAACGCUUAUCACGACAUGAUGAUGGAGCAUGAGAACCAGUCUAUGCUGAUCACUGGAGAAUCUGGUGCUGGCAAGACUGAGAACACUAAGAAGGUCAUCCAGUACUUUGCCAAUGUUGGAGCCACUGGGAGCAAAGCCUCAGACUCCAAGGGGUCUCUGGAGGACCAGAUCAUUCAGGCUAACCCAGUGCUGGAGGCAUUUGGCAACGCCAAGACAAUCAGGAACAACAACUCCUCACGCUUUGGAAAGUUCAUUCGCAUCCACUUUGGGCCAACAGCUAAGCUGGCUGGUGCCGAUAUUGAGACCUAUCUCCUGGAAAAAUCAAGAGUGAUUUCCCAGCAGGCUGCUGAGAGAGGAUACCACAUCUUCUACCAACUCCUCUCUGGAAGGAAGCCAGAACUCAUAGAGGCUCUGCUGCUGAACCCAGACCCCAAACAGUAUGUGUGGGUGUGUCAGGGAGUCACUGUGGUGGACAACAUGGACGAUGGAGAGGAGCUAAUGCUCACUGACGAAGCCUUUGAUGUCCUGGGCUUCACUCCUGAGGAGAAGAUGAGCGUGUACAAGCUGACUGGAGGCAUAAUGCACUUCGGAAACAUGAAGUUCAAACAGAAACCCAGAGAAGAACAGGCUGAUGUGGAUUCCACUGAGGUGGCUGACAAAGUCGCUCACCUCAUGGCCAUCAACUCUGGAGAGCUGCAGAAGGGAAUAACACGCCCCAGGGUCAAGGUUGGCAAUGAGUUUGUGACCAAAGGUCAAAACCAGGACCAGUGUGUGUACUCCAUCGGUGCACUGGCAAAAGCCAUUUAUGACCGCAUGUUUAAGUGGAUGGUGACCCGGAUCAAUAAGACCCUGGACACCAAGAUGCAGCGGCAGUACUUCAUAGGAGUGUUGGACAUUGCUGGGUUUGAGAUCUUUGAGUUCAACAGCUUCGAGCAGCUGUGCAUCAACUUCACCAAUGAGAAGCUGCAGCAGUUCUUCAACCACCACAUGUUUGUGCUGGAGCAAGAAGAGUACAAGAAGGAGGGUAUCGAUUGGGUCUUCAUUGACUUUGGCCUGGACCUGCAGGCCUGUAUCGACCUGCUGGAAAAGCCUAUGGGGAUUUUCUCCAUCCUGGAGGAGCAGUGUGUGUUUCCGAAAGCAACAGACGCAACCUUCAAAGCAGCUCUGUAUGACAACCACCUGGGCAAGUCCUCCAAUUUUCUCAAGCCGAAAGGGGGGAAGAAAGGACCCGAGGCCCACUUCGAACUGGUGCACUAUGCUGGCACUGUGGGUUACAACAUCGCUGCCUGGCUGGAGAAGAACAAAGACCCUCUGAAUGAGACAGUGGUGGGACUCUUUCAGAAGUCCUCCAUGCCCCUGCUGGCUCUGCUCUUCAAAGAGGAGGAGGCUGCUGCAGGAACCAAGAAGCAGAAGAAAGGGUCUUCCUUCCAAACUGUCUCCAACUUCUACAGGGAACAAUUGAACAAGCUGAUGAGCACCCUGCGAAGCACUGCUCCACACUUUGUCCGCUGCAUCGUGCCCAAUGAGUUCAAGAAGUCAGGUGUUACCGAUAACCAUCUGAUCCUGCACCAGUUAGCCUGUAACGGCGUGCUAGAGGGGAUCCGUAUCUGCAGGAAAGGAUUCCCCAAUAGACUACAGUACCCAGAAUUCAAACAGAGGUACUACAUCCUCAACCCCAACGUCAUCCCUAAGGGAUUCGUUGACAACAAGAAGGCCUCUGAGCUCAUACUAAGCUCUAUUGGCCUGGAUAAUAUGGAGUACCGCAUCGGCCACAGCAAGGUGUUUUUCCGUGCAGGCGUCCUGGCAAAGCUGGAGGACAUGCGUGACGAGCGGCUGGCGAAGAUCAUAACCAUGCUGCAGGCUCAACUUAGAGGAACUCUAAUGAGGAUUGAGUUUAAGAAGAUGGUGGACAGACGAAUUGGACUGAUGGCCAUCCAGCGCAACGUGAGGAAGUUCCUUCAGUUACGCUUCUGGGGUUGGUGGAAACUCUACACUAAGGUGAAGCCCCUGCUGAUGGUCGCCCGUCAGGAGGAGAUCUUCAAGGCCAAGGAAGAGGAGCUGAGGGAGGCGGUGGAGAAGGUCAAGGAGCUGGAGGGCAAGAUCAAAUAUCUUGAAGGGAAGAUGGUCACUCUGUCACAGGAGAAGAACGACCUGGCCCUGGCGCUGGCUGCAGAGCAGGACACGCUGGGUGAUGCCGAGGAGCGCUGCACCCAGCUGAUGCACCAAAAGGUCCACCUGGAGGAGUCAGUACAGGAUAUGCGUGAGCGCCUGGAGGAAGAAGAGAGCAACACAGCCUCCCUCCAGAGUCAGAGGAGGCAGCUGGAGGGGGAAAUGACCGAGCUCAAGAGAGACCUGGAGUCUCUGGAGUCCACACUGGCCAAGAUUGAGAAGGAGAAACAGGGUCUGGACUUCAAGGUGCGGACUCUGACAGGUGACCUGAGUCAGAGGGACGACCAUAUUGCCAAGCUGCAGAAGGAAAAGAGAACUCUGGAGGAACUGCAACAGAAAACUGUGGAGGAUCUCCAGACAGAAGAAGACAAAGUUAACCAUCUAACCAAGACAAACAGCAAGCUCAACACCCAAGUGAAUGAGCUGGAGGACAGCUGGGAGCAGGAGAAGAGGAUCAGGGCAGAGGUGGAGAAAGCGAGGAGGAAGGCAGAGGGAGACCUGAAGAUGACAAUAGAGAACCUGAACGAGAUGGAGAACGCAAAGCUCGAUCUGGAGGAGGUCAUCAAGAAGAGAGACUUUGAGAUCAACAACAUGAACUCCAAGCUGGAGGACGAGCAAGCUCUCAGCUCCAUGCUCAGCCGCAAGCUCAAAGAGCACCAGGGCCGCAUUGAGGAGCUGGAGGAGGAGCUGGAAGCUGAACGAGCCAUGAGAGCCAAGGUUGAGAAGCAGAGGGCAGAGCUGUCGCGAGAUCUGGAGGAUCUCAGUGAUAGGCUGGAAGAGGCAGGAGGAGCCACCGUCGCCCAGAUUGAGCAGAACAGAAAGCGGGAGGCGGACCUGCUAAAGCUGAGGAGGGAGCUGGAGGAGGCAGCGCUCCAAUCAGAGGCCACGGCAGCGGCGUUGAGGAAGAAGCACUCAGACGCGAUGGCUGAGCUGGGCGAGCAGCUGGAGAACCUGACCAGGCUGAAAGUCAAACUGGAGAAGGACAAACUGAGCAUGAAGGCUGAGAUCGAAGACCUCAACGCCACCAUGGAGGCCACUCAGAAGGCAAAGAUGAACUCUGAGGCACACGCCCAUAAGCUGGAGGACAACCUGGCAGAGGCCAAUGCUCGCCUGGCUGAGAUGGAGCGCACUCAGACUGAGCUCAACACUGCCAAAAUCCAUCUGACUGCGGAGAACAAUGACUUAAGCCGGGAGUUGGAGGAUGUGCAGAGUAAGUUGACCCAGGUGACCAGGCUGAAGGCCUCGCUCACCUCGCAGAUCGAUGAGCUCAAGAGACAGGUGGAUGAGGAGAGCAAGGGUCGUAACACGGCAGUGGUGGCCCUGGCCAACGCCCGUCACGACCUCUCCCUGCUGAAGGAGCAGCUGGAGGAGGAGUCGGAGGCCCGCGGGGAGCUGCAGCGCCUCGUGUCCAAGCUCAAUGCUGACGUCACCUCCUGGAGGAGCAAGUAUGAGACCGAUGCCAUCCACCGCACCGAGGAGCUGGAGGAGACCAAGCGCAAACUUGCAGUUCGUCUCCAGGAGGCUGAGGAGGCAGCGGAGGCGGCCCAAGCCAGAGCUGCCAGCUUGGAGAAGGUCAAGCAGAGGCUGCAGGGAGAGGUGGAGGACCUUACCAUAGACCUAGAGAAGUCCAACGCGGCGGCGGCAGCUCUGGAUAAGAAGCAGCGAGUUUUCGACAAGCUGGCGGCCGAGUGGAGCCAGAAGAAUGAGGAGCUGCAACUGGAACUGGACAACAGCCAGAAGGAGAGUCGCUCCUAUAUGACAGAGCUCUACAAGCUGAAGACGGCCUAUGAGGAGAGCCAGGAUCAGAUAGAGACCAUCCGCAAGGAGAACAAAACCCUCUCAGAGGAGAUCAAGGAGGUGGUCGACCAGCUUGGCGAAGGAGGCCGCAGCUUCCACGAGCUGCAGAAGGCCAAAAAGAAACUGGAGGUGGAGAAGGAGGAGCUGCAGCUGGCUCUGGAGGAGGCCGAAGCUUCACUAGAGGUAGAGGAAGGUAAACUGGUGCGUGUACAGCUGGAGCUGGCUCAAGUCAAAGCUGACAUCGAUCGCAGAAUCCACGAGAAGGAGGAGGAGUUUGAAGUCACCAGGAAGAACCACGCGCGUGCAGUGGAGUCGCUGCAGGCCAGCCUGGAGGCGGAGGCCAAAGGUCGUGCCGAGGCUCUGAGGAUGAAGAAGAAGAUGGAGGGAGACUUGAACGAGAUGGAGAUUCAGCUGGAGCAUGCUAACAGGAACAACGCUGAGCUGGUCAAAACCCUCAAGAAGCUGCAGCAGCAGAUCAAAGAUCUGCAGGUGCAGAUGGAUGAGGACGCCCGGCAGCACGAGGAGCUGAGGGAGAAGUACAGCCUCCAGGAGCGACGUCUGUGUCUCAUGCAGGGAGAGAUGGAGGAGCUGAGAGGAGGCCUGGAGGCGUCCGAGAGGGCCCGCAAACAAAUAGAGCAGGAGCUGGUGGACACCACAGAGAGGUUCAAUGAGAUCAAAAUGCAGAACCAAAGUCUGACUAUCCUGAAGAGAAAACUGGAGGCUGACCUCGCCCGACUGUCCAGUGAGAAUGAAGAGCUGAUCUCAGAGUUUCGUUCUGCUGAAGAAAGAGCCAAGAAGGCUGUGACCGAUGCAACACGACUGUGUGAGGAGCUUCGGCAGGAGCAGGACCGGAGCUCCCACCUGGAGAAGAUCAAGAAGAACCAGGAGCAGAAUCUCAGAGACCUCACACUAAGGCUGGAGGAGGCUGAGCAACAGGCUCUGAAGGCCGGAAAACGCACCAUCCAGAAACUGGAAACCAGGAUCAAGGAGUUGGAGAAUGAGCUGGACCAGGAGCAGAAGCGCCACGUGGAGACAGUGAAAAUCCUCCGGAAGGGAGAGCGUCGACUCAAGGAGCUGAUCUUUCAGACAGAGGAGGACCACAAGACCAAUCAGCGCAUGCAGGAGCUGGUGGAGAAACUCCAGAACAAGCUCAAGUCCUACAAACGGCAGAUAGAGGACGCGGAGGAGCAGGCCAACAGCAGCCUGUCGAAGUACAGGAAGACAGUCCACGAUCUGGAUGAUGCUGAGGAGCGUGCAGAAAUGGCGGAGAUGGCCCUGAAUAAAAUCAGGACCAGGAAUCGAGCCUCAGCCACUAAAGGCUUCACCUCAGUGGAGAUCGUCCAGGUCACCAAGCCCACCAGUGGAGGACAGGACGGAUAG
Molecule: messenger RNA, 5832 nt
Organism: Toxotes jaculatrix (banded archerfish)
Lineage: Eukaryota; Metazoa; Chordata; Actinopteri; Toxotidae
Product: myosin-16-like
Exons: 43
Coding region: 1-5832 (1943 amino acids)
Cellular component (GO): myosin complex
Molecular function (GO): actin filament binding; ATP binding; cytoskeletal motor activity
Source: RefSeq, a predicted model, not a curated record